Messenger RNA from Epithele typhae, 1611 nucleotides. RefSeq lists its product as uncharacterized. The transcript is spliced from 5 exons. Lineage: Eukaryota; Fungi; Basidiomycota; Agaricomycetes; Polyporales; Epitheliaceae. The record is from RefSeq and is a predicted model, not a curated record. Bases 1 to 1611 code for a protein of 536 amino acids.
AUGGCCGAAACCGUUGCCGAGAUCGACACCGGUGGCAAGGGUCUCUUCUCCCUCGUCGAGGCCGCCGCCAUUUCCCACCCCGUUCCCACCAUCGGCGAAACCUCUGCGGACAUGUCCUUAGCCCCUGGCAGCUUCAACGGCCCCAGCAGCCUGGGCGGUGCGUCCAACAGCGUCGGGAGCACUUCCAAGGCCCACGCCGCGAUGAAGCACCGAAGGUUGUCGUCCACGGGCCAGGCGCGGAGGCGGAUGAGCGACGCCAGAGAGGCGAAUAGUCGGCCCUCUCCUGCGAUGUUGCACAAUGCCGCGGCAACGCUCUCCUCCCUGGCGGCGCUUUCGCUCUCCGGGUCUCCGCCCCCGCCGGGCGUCCCGCAAGCCGCGACGUCGUUCACCUCGGCAAGCGGGACGAUGGCCUUCGAACCCGUGCCGAAGGUCGAGGCGAGAGAUGACGAAAUCACUCUGGAGGACACGUUCGCGGCGUCUGCCGCGAAAGCGGAGAUCCAAGCUGCCGGGAUCAGUGUGUCCAAGUCGGGAAAGAAGAGAGGGACCAUCUUCAAGUGUGAGAGCUGCUCCAAGGUUUACCGUCACCCAUCCUGUCUGAUCAAGCACCGUUGGGAGCACUCUCCACACUGGCGCGAGGCUUCGAAGUUCCUUCUCAGCAAACAUCAGCAGGUCCAGUUGUUGGAGGCAGCAGCUAUCCUCUCUCACCUCGCGCCCUCCGCGUCGGGAGGCACAUCGCUCCCAGAAGACCGCUCCCUUUGGCCCUCCUUCCUCUCCGGUGGUCUCCUCCCUCCUCCAGACCAGGCGAACCUCAUCCACGAACCCCGCCCCUCGAAGCCACGCUCGGUCUCUAUCUCUGGAUCACUCGAGCACAGUUUUACGCACCCUGUCUCGAGCUCCGUUCCCGCGCCCUCUCUCCUCUCCGCCAGCCUCAGCACAUCCUCGGCACCCGGCUUCGGCACCGUCUCGUCGCGCUCCGGUUCGCGCUCUGGCACCGCAACCAGCCUCGGCCGCUCCCCUUCGGCCGGCCCGCGCCUGCACAACUACGCGCUGCCCUCCUCCGGCGGAGGUCUAACGCACGUCCGCCCGGGCGUCGUUGGCGUCCCCACCGACCCCACCGCGACACCCGAGCCUGACCCCGCCCGCAUCCGCCAAGGCUUCCCAGGCCCUCCGCGGUCCGCGCCCAUGCCCGUCCCAGGAGGCGCGCGGCACGCCCCGCAACAACCGGACGGCGCAUACUCGUUCGUCAGCGGAGCGUCCGUCUCGGACGCGUGGGGCUCCCCGGUGUCCACCUCGGGUUUCGCGCAGUCCUCGUUCCGUUCGUCUGUCGGGUCCACAUCUGGGUACUCGGCGUCGGCGAUGGGCCGCUCGUUCUCGGACGGGUGGAGCCUGCCGCGGUCCUCGGUGCGUUCGGGCUCCGGGUCGGGCGGGGGCUCGCGCAGCCGCAGCGGGAGCGCAGACCAGGAGGUCGAGAUGGGUGACGCGGACUUCGUCGACGGCGACGAGGGCGUGCGCGCGGGCCGGUUCGGGUUCACGAGCCGUGGAUGGAAGCAGGCCGCGGACGAGAAGAUCGAAGAGGAGUGGGACGGGAUGGAGAUGGAGAUGGAGAUGUAG